Molecule: messenger RNA, 807 nt
Organism: Callorhinus ursinus (northern fur seal)
Lineage: Eukaryota; Metazoa; Chordata; Mammalia; Carnivora; Otariidae
Source: RefSeq, a predicted model, not a curated record
AUGGGCCUCUGCUUGGCGCCGGCAAUGCUGCUGCUGUUGCUGGGGUCACCCAGCUCGGCCGCACGGAACCGAUGCUUGGACGCGGCCGAGGCGUGCACGGCGGACGCGCGGUGCCAGCGGCUGCGCACCGAAUACGUGGCUCAGUGCCUGGGUCGGGCCGCGUCCGGGGGCUGCCCCCGCGCCCGCUGCCGCCGCGCCCUGCGCCGCUUCUUCGCCCGCGGGCCGCCCGCGCUCACCCACGCGCUGCUCUUCUGCCCGUGCGUCAACGCCGCGUACGCCGAGCGCCGGCGCCAGACCUUCGUGCCCGCCUGCGCCUUCGCGGGGCCCGGCCCGGCACCGCCCUCCUGCCUCGCACCCUUAGACGCCUGCGAGGACAGCCGGAUCUGCCGGCCCCGCCUCCUAGCCUUCCAGGCCUCCUGCGCGCCCGCCCCCAGCGCCCCCGACGGCUGCCUGCAGGAUCAGGCCCCCGGCUGCCUGCGCGCCUACGCGGGCCUCGUGGGCACCGCGGUCACUCCCAACUAUGUGGACAACGCGAGCGCGCGCGUGGCGCCCUGGUGCGAUUGCGGAGCCAGCGGAAACCGGCGUGAGGAGUGCGAAGCCUUCCGGGGGCUCUUCACCAGGAACCGCUGCUUGGAUGGUGCCAUACAGGCCUUUGAUGCUGGGUGGCCUCCAAUCCUGCAGGACCAGCCAGAUGUCCACCAGGACCCUGAGCACAGCCUCCUGCAAGUGUCCUCCGCAGAUGGGCUCCUGGUUGGAAGCUCCCUGCUCUCCAUGCUCCCUGUCCUGGCUCUGCAGCCCCUGCUCUGA